ACGAUAAUCGCGGUAUGCGGUCAUCUCAUUUAGCCUCCCUCGCAGAGAGAAAGAGAGAGAGAGAGAGAGAGAGAGAAGGCCACGGUCUCCAAUUAGCGAUCAAAAUCACUGAAAGACAGUGAAUAAUACUGAUCACGACAAUAAGACAUGCGCGUCCCGCUUCCGCUUCUCAAGGCGAGACGACGAACCGCCUUUGUCAUUACAAAGUAAGAAUCGUGACACACGAGAGAGGGAUGGGGAACUGUGUCAAUGUUACGGCAAUCGCAUCCCAGGUAUCUAUGUACUUAAGUAUAACGUGUGUGCUGCUCUUCGAGCCACGGGGUUAAUCACCUCGUGCCGCUUAUUGUGCUCCUAGCGAUCGAUCUCCUCGCAGACUGAAAAAGUGAUCAGCGCGAUCAGAGGCCGUAAGACCAUAUCGCAAGUUCGAAAUAAAAUUACGACGGUAUUGUAACGUCGAAUCAAGUGCCAUUGAGGGAUACCUCUCUAUAAGGUACCAAUAUAAUUUUAUCAUUCAAGUACAGAGACUCCGCGGGAUCAUUACGUUCUCGCGUAAGCGUCAUCAAGUACGGCCGCGUUAAUUAUCCGGAUGAAACACCUGUGAUACACAUCUUCUGCCACCAACGCGCGUGACUUUGCGCUCCGAAGGACUCCGGCCGUUAAGUUUCCGCGGCGCGAGGCGCGUCUCUCUGCUUCUCUCUCUUUUGUUCUCCCGCGUUGUUUCCUAGCAGCGAUGAUGUAACGAGUAAGGUGCAAGCGGUCAAGUCACGGCGCGACCUUGAAAAUCGAAGAUCGAGAGUAAUCCCCGCCGUCGAUGGUGAUGGUGAUCGUGGUGGUGGACGAGGUGAUGGUGGUGGUGGUGGUGGCAGUAAAGUGUAAUUGCACGAGUACAUACACCAUAUCCAAGUCCUAUCCCCUUCUUCCUUCGCUAGGCGCGCGGAAGGAAGGCCCCGAUCCUUGGACACUUUCUUAUAAAUGUACGUUGGUCACCGGCUCGCGCCUCAUUUGACGCUACACCCUUCUGCACACAGAGGGAUCGAUCCGCGGGAUCGCAUUUCGUUCUCUCUCGUUACCUGGUUCCUUCAACCGGCUUCCCUUCGUCGUCGCGCGUCACGCGGCUGAUCCAGUGUCGAGAAGCGGAAUUCCUUCUCGAUUCUCUCUCUCCGAAGCUUGAGAAUCUCGGGAGUCGCGGGAUUUAUUCGUCGAAGAAUAUUUGUCAAGCAAGGAUGCUUCGCUCGGUGACAGGAAAAUUGGCGUUCCUCUACAAGCCUUACGCGUUGGCUAUAGUGUCGAUCGGCUAUGUCCUGGGAGAAUUGGGCCACUAUCUGAUAGGUGUGACGAGCAAAGCGAUCGCCGAGGACCUGCACUACGGCGACAUAUCCUGCCAAUUUAAUUCGACGACACUGUCGGUGGUUGACCUUCCGGUACAAUGCGAAACCGCGAAAAAUUCCACCUACUGCCAAUCCCUGGAACUGAAUGGAUCCUAUUACUGCGAGUGGAAUUACAACGGCCUCGGUUUGGACUAUCAAAUCUUAGCGGGACCCAGCUUCAUCGCGGUUUUCACGAUCGUCGGUAUUAUCCUGGGCAUCGCGGCCGAUAGAUACAACAGAGUGAAACUACUGGCGGUCUGCACUCUAGUAUUCAGCGUCGCGAUCGUCUUGAGUGGUGCCGUGACGGAAUACUGGCAGCUCGUUAUUCUGCGAAUGGUCCAGGCGGCGGGAGAAGCGGGAUGCAAUCCUCUGGCAACUGGUCUUCUGUCGGACUGGUUCCCGGAAGAGCAGCGAGGCCUCGUCAUGUCCAUUUUCAAUUGGGGCAUUUACGGUGGUUACGGCAUUGCCUUUCCGGUCGGUCGAUACGUGCCGCGACUGAACGUCUGGGAUCUGGGUUGGAGAAUCUGUUAUUAUGGAGCCGGAGUGAUCGGCUUGGUCAUCGCCGUCCUCACCGGUCUGACGCUAACCGAGCCAGAAAGAAAGACGAUCGGCGAGGAAACGGCCAACGACGCGGCAAGAGUAUCAAUUUGGAAGGUGUUACUGCAACCGCGCAUUAUUCUCUUAUGCCUCGCCGCCAGCAUCAGACAUUGCGGCGGCAUGUGCUUCGCUUACAAUUGCGAUCUGUACUAUAGAGACUAUUUCCCGGACUACGAUCUCGGCUGGUGGCUUUUCGCCGUCACGAUCGUCAUCGGUAGUAUCGGCGUCGUGGUCGGCGGGAUAGUUAGCGACAAGAUCGUGGCCAAAAUGGGAAUUCGUUCACGUGUAGCUUGUCUGGCGAUCAGCCAGAUAAUCGCGACUCCCGGAGCAUUCGGCUCGGUAUACUUCAAUCCUCUUUGGGCCAUGAUCACGCUGGGAAUCUCUUAUUUUUUCGCCGAAAUGUGGUUUGGAAUAGUAUUCGCCGUCGUGGUCGAGAUCGUUCCUCUGAAUCUACGAUCGACCACCGUUGGGGUUUUCCUGUUCGUCAUGAAUAAUAUCGGCGGAAACUUACCAAUUCUCGUCGAGCCCACCAGAAUGGCCAUCGGCUUCAGGGAAUCGUUGUAUAUUUAUUACGCCGGCUUCUAUGGCAUCAGUGCUAUUAUGUUCUUCUUCACCAUGUUCCUAAUGGACGGUCCCGCAGAGGCGGAGAGGAAAGUGGACAAGGAAGCUCCGCCGGCGUACGACAAUAGCACAUUUACUAACGACGAUGGCCAAUUGCCAGCGUUGGAGUUGCCGCCGUUUCCGGCGCGGCCGCCGAUCUACGAACAGUCUCGGUUAUGAGCUGGAAGAGGCUCUUGCUCCUAAGAGUGUAAUGUAAAUAGUGUUUCGAGCUAUGCCGGGCAUGCGAGUCGCGUAGCUAAAGAUCGACAUUAAUCGGAGACGAUCGGAGACUCGUGGUACAAAAAGUUUGAUCGCCCACCGUCGAUAGAUUGAAAUUGAUCAAAUUUACAUCUCCCUUUCUCUCUCUAUGGUAGAAAAAUAUCAAACAUAUUUGUGAUUAUUUUUUCCUCGCCUGUCAAUCGUUCGGUCAGAUUGUUAAUGGAUUAAAGUUCCUCACGCCGAGCCAGAACUUGCGAAAUUGUGCGAAGGCACGAUUUACCAAGGCGACAACUGCGAUAAUUAAGAGCUCUGUUUUGUUUGAGCACGGCGCGUUACAAAACGCGCACGCCGGAUUACGUAAGAACUUUGAUAAAGAAGUUUACGAAAAGCUCGGUAAACGCCGACGAUCCUCAAGAAACGUUUUGCGUUCUUAAAAUAGAAUGUCUGUAAAGAGGAGAGCACCAUGUGCACUUUUGUAAAAGAAAAAAAAAAACAGAAAAAAUAAUAAACAUGGAAAUCUUGCUAUCUGCUAAAAGAGUUCAAGAUAGCAAUUUACGUCUUUUAGGAGCGUCUUUCAGGCUGGAUCCAAGUGUGUUGUAAAGCGGUUUACGCGCGCAUACGCGCGCGCAUUCACGUAUUCAACGUAAAUUGCAUUUCGCAAAAAAGUGUUUUAUUGAGAAAGUCACAUAAAUUAAUAUUAAGCUAAUAAUAUUAAGUGGCUAAUAUUUUGGUGUUAUCACAUGUCACAGACAGCCUGUCGAGUUCACCAUGGCAGAUAAUACAAAACGGUAAUAACGUUAUCAUACAUUUUACUAUUACACGUACGGACCACGCUGAUGAAACGCUACACAGGAUGCGAGUACUUCUAUAUAUGUACGGGAUUAGCUGCGCUCGAGAUUCGCCGUCCAUUUUUUUCUAUGUACAAAUUAUUUAAUAUAAAUAAACGAGUCUCUACACUUGUAAUGUA
Messenger RNA from Solenopsis invicta (red fire ant), 3750 nucleotides. Its product is annotated as D-galactonate transporter. NCBI's taxonomy places the organism in Eukaryota, Metazoa, Arthropoda, Insecta, Hymenoptera, Formicidae. Gene Ontology annotation, biological process: transmembrane transport. Bases 1224 to 2744 code for a protein of 506 amino acids. Gene Ontology annotation, cellular component: membrane. Gene Ontology annotation, molecular function: transmembrane transporter activity. The transcript is spliced from 10 exons. The record is from RefSeq and is a predicted model, not a curated record.